Molecule: messenger RNA, 991 nt
Organism: Nicotiana tabacum (common tobacco)
Lineage: Eukaryota; Viridiplantae; Streptophyta; Magnoliopsida; Solanales; Solanaceae
Molecular function (GO): acylphosphatase activity
Source: RefSeq, a predicted model, not a curated record
GUUUAACCAAACUGUUUGGGCGGCCCAAGAUUUUACUGGUCCAGAUUCUCCAGUCAGUGGACUGGAAUUCUCCAGUUACCUCAGAUGCAACUCAGAAUCCAAGCUCAUCAUCCUUAGCUUUUCCCACCAUAUCUACACGAAAAAUCCAGAACCCAAAAAAAAUGGUCAACUGAAAACGAUUCAAAUGGCAUUGGUGUCACACUCCACAUCAUCUUGUAUCACAAACUCACUCUUUAAAUCCCACUAUAUUAUUAGGAACAAUCUUGAGCCGCCAUGGCUAUGUCACAAAAGAAGCUUGUUUAUGCUUACCCAAAAUGUUCGUAAUAUACAUAGACCAACACGUGUCUCCUUUCAGCUUCCUCUUUUACUACAUCUUCGUCUUGGUCCUCGUUUUUGUUCUCUUCCGUUUAGCUCUAGUUUUCUUGUUCCUUGUACUUCUCUUCCUCUUCUGCACAGAUUUCGUUCACCUCAUUUCUCAUCUCCUAUGUCCUCCUUAACCUCUGAUCAAAAUUCCAAUGCUACCCCUGAUGUUAAAACUGUGAGAACUGUGAUUAAGGGGAGAGUCCAAGGGGUGUUUUACAGGGACUGGACUGUGGAGAAUGCUAAGGAGUUGGGAUUGAAGGGUUGGGUGCGAAAUCGGAGAGAUGGAUCUGUGGAGGCUUUGUUUUCUGGAAGCCCAGAAAAGGUUCAGGAAAUGGAGCAAAGGUGCCGGAGAGGUCCACCAGCUGCUAUUGUCACUGGACUAGAUGUCUAUCCCUGUGAUGAUGACCCUGGAACAGGGUUCGAACGCAGACAAACUGGUUGAUCAUGUUGUCUAGGCUAGCCUGUAGGUAAUGCCAAAGCUGAAUAAUAUUCUUGCUUUUUCUAACUUGCUUGCUUCAUGUUGAAAUAAGCGGUAAUAAGCAUACAAUUUUUGUACAUACAGGUUCUUUGAAAUGUUUAGGAUUUUAUAAUUGAAUGAUCUUAUUGAUGUUAUGCUUUCAUGCAUUCA